UGUCUGCCUAGUAGACGAAAGAACAAUUUAGUAAGUCUACUUGGCUGCAACAUGAAAAAGGUGUGUCUCUUAUCUAUAGAUUAAUAUACGUAGAUCAUUUCCUAUAUGGAAAUUUUUGUUAGACACCAUGAAAUAAUUAAAUAACAGUUACAAACAUUUUCAGCUCGUUCGUAAACAGUACGCGUAUAUAUAAUGAGUUUCACUUAUAGGCUCUCAAGUAAAUGCACAUCAGAAUAUCAUUUCUUCUUCAGCUCGAUGCAAGAAACCAUCAAACGACAUUGCAUCUAUUACCGCUAUCCAAUAAACGAUCACUAAAUUAAGAAAAUAACGAGCUUAAUAUUGUCUCUAUUUAUGCUAGCAGGGCUUAGCAUAACGGCAAAGCUAAAUGUUUUAAGUUCUGUGCCUCGCAUCGCCGUAAGGCUUUCCAUCAAGCGGCUAAAUGUUCUUCCGCCGCGAAAUGAAGUGAGCUCGGACUUUAACGUGUCACCAAUAAUAAUGUAUGAUGCCGUGUUAUGGCAAAGCACGAGUGGGUCAGCCGAUGACGAAAGUACGGUCGGUGUUCCAGCUGGAAGGUGCGACUUCGCCAACUUUGUAGGGGAUUCAGCUAGCAAGCCAAGUUCCAAGGCAGUUGUGUUUUCCUUGAGGAACCAGGUCGGGGGAUUGGUUCGAGCGCUGCGUGUUUUCAAGGAAAAAAACGUACAUGUCCACCAUAUCGAAUCACGGAAAAGCAAAAGAAACCCAUCGCAAUACGAGAUCUUCGUAUCGGUCGAUUGCGAUUCUGAUACAAUGAGCCAACUCGUGCACGGCCUUGAACACGAAGUCGACUGCGUGGACCUUAAACAGUUUCAUGAAAACGACGCAAUCUUCGAUAAUAACGACGCCACGAACAGCCCCAUGUCACCUCCCUUGGAUGAGGAAGACCUUUCAGCUGAGGCAAGCCAUGAAUUAUUUGAGGGAAUGCCUUGGUUUCCUCGUAAAAUCUCCGAUCUCGACAGAACCGCCAACCGAGUGCUUAUGUACGGUCGUGAACUGGACGCCGAUCACCCAGGAUUUAAGGACCAGGUUUAUCGCAAGCGCAGAUUGUACUAUUGUGACUUGGCGAUGAGCUAUCGUAGUGGCCAUCCGAUUUCUCGCGUGGAGUACACCGAUGAGGAAAAAAAUACGUGGCGUUGUAUCUUCAAAAAAUUGAGCACCCUCUACCAGACUCAUGCUUGUCGCGAGUUUCUUGACAAUUUUAACCUACUCCGAAAAUACAAAUGGUAUCGGGAAGACGAUAUUCCGCAACUUGAGGAUGUUAGCAACUUUCUUAAAGAACGUACGGGUUUUACCCUUCGUCCAGUCGCGGGUUACCUAUCCGCACGAGAUUUUCUAUCCGGACUGGCAUUUCGCGUGUUUCAUUGUACACAAUACAUUAGACAUAGCUCGGAUCCAUUUUACACACCAGAACCUGACUGCUGUCAUGAGCUAUUAGGGCAUUGUCCUAUGCUUGCUGAUGCUGCGUUCGCACAGUUUUCUCAAGAACUCGGACUCGCCUCCCUCGGAGCUUCCGAUGCCGAGGUGGACAAACUGGCGACAUGCUAUUUUUUCACGGUUGAAUUUGGCUUGUGUCAACAAAAUGGCGAGAUGAAGAUUUAUGGUGCUGGCCUUCUGUCGUCAGCGUCUGAAUUGGAACACGUCCUGACAUCAAAUGCAAAUAUCCUUCCAUUUGACCCGAACGUCACUUGUGAGGCAGAGCCACAGAUAACGACGUUUCAGAAAAUGUAUUUCUACACGGACAGUUUUAACGAGGCAAAACAGCAAAUGCGGGAAUUUGCAAAAACAAUUAAGCGGCCAUUUGGCCUUCGUUACAACCCGUACACACAGAGUGUUGAGGUGCUUUCAAAUACGCAAAGGAUCGCUGGGCUCGUUUCGGAAUUAAGGGGCGAUCUCUGUAUUGUCACUAAUGCCCUUAGUCGUCUGCGUUCGGCUAAGAAACGUCAGAAGAAUUCGGGCGGCAACAAUAACAAAUCGAAAAACGUCGUCAGAGGUAGAGCAGCCGAAAGCGAAUCAGAUGAAGCCGCUACAGAGCGUAACCACGUGGAAAAUGCUAACCUCGGAUAAAAUAACCAAACUGCUGAUGAAGGAAAUGUGUGUCGAAUCGAGAUCGCUAUCAAAUCAAAUUUUAUUCGAAAAGCGCCUAUUUUUUUUUUUUUUGUUAUCAAAUGUAUUAAAAUACUACUGACAAUUUGUCUUUUGUUUCAAUAGGAUGGGAUGCCCACAGGCCCAUGCGCAAGCACAGCUUAUCUAAUCUUUUGUCGCGACUCCAUCAUUCUGCUCAGUAUACAUCCAAUAAACGAUUAAAUCCUAACCUAACUUUUUCUAAGAUAUUAAAGCACUUAGCGUUUUGGGGUUCGCAUGCCAUUAGAUAAAAUGAUAAGUACAAGUUGGUUCGUUCUGAUAACAGACGUUUUAAAGCGUAUUGUUGAUUGUGGGCUGAUGAAGCGAUAUCCGAAGCAAGAAACAGUCGGCAUAGAGAAAAUAUGAAAAAUAGGCCUUCAUAAUUGAAAAUGAAAAUCAGUUCAUAUACCAUCUGUUUUGUGCCCCUGUCACCGAGCCGUGCUUUUAUUCCACAUAGCUAAAUAUAAUACCAAAAGUAGUUUAUCAUAAUGUUAUGUUAGUUUCCCCUUGAUCUUGUUAAAUGAAAUGAUCUAUCGGAAAUAUAAUUUGAACAUAGCUAAUUAACACACUGAGCUAUUUUAGAGUAGCGAGUACAUAAUGACAGAUUUUAGCAAAGUAUACGAUUGCAUAUUGGGUUGGAAGUCUUAAUUGUAUUUGAAGAAAGCACUCGUGCUAUACAGAAUUUAAAUCAAUAUGGUUAAAGACUCGUAGCCCAGUUUAGCAUAACGGCACGUUUUCAAUGUCAAGGACUGACCGCAGUUUUUACACCAUGGCAAACGACCUGGUCCCACACAGGGAAGACAUUUGCUGAUCUGAAUUCAAGCGUCGUUGUACGGCAAGAAAUCACCUGGCAACGUUUUAAUAAGUGAACAGUGUAAUAACUUGUUUCGUUGUAAAUCGACAAUUUAUGUCUCUGUAAGUUACUUUUUUGGGGUCGAAUCCAGAAGAGGUGCUUUUUAGCUUUACGUAGGGCAAGAGAAGCGUUUGCUACAGAAGAAGAGCGGACAUCUUCGCGAUUAUGGCGCCUUGAAUGCAUCCUAUCAGGUAGUAGCCCCUUGUUCAUGCUUUGCUAAGUUGGCGAUUGGUGGUUUUUGGAUUAGUUUAACAUUCAUUUCUAGGUGCAGGUGAUAUGAAGUGAAAAUAAACAAAUGACAAGGAAGAACGAUUUGAAAUGUAUUCAUUAAUUUUU
Messenger RNA from Varroa destructor (honeybee mite), 3346 nucleotides. RefSeq names its product tryptophan 5-hydroxylase 1-like. Gene Ontology annotation, biological process: aromatic amino acid metabolic process. The record is from RefSeq and is a predicted model, not a curated record. Gene Ontology annotation, cellular component: neuron projection. Gene Ontology annotation, molecular function: iron ion binding; tryptophan 5-monooxygenase activity. NCBI's taxonomy places the organism in Eukaryota, Metazoa, Arthropoda, Arachnida, Mesostigmata, Varroidae.